GGCAGAAAACGACAAAUCAUAGCUUCAGCUAUUGGAUCGAUCGCAGACCACCGUAUGCCUCACCGCAGCCGAUCGCAACCCUUCCUAAAAUGGUGGGGGAGAGUCGCCAGAGUAGACCACCAUUGCAAAAAUCCGUCAAAGUCUUCUCCCUCACUCACUGCUCUUCAUUUUUUCCGAUACUCAAGCUUUUCGAUUUGCCGGGUUCUGCUCCCUGAUUUUCCGUCUCUGCAAACAGAUCUGGGAAUUUAGGGUUUGUUAGAGCUGGAAGGAUGCAGAGGUAGACGAACAGAGCGGAUAAUAUGAACAGAGCGAAGAGAAAUUUCGACGGGAACGAUGAUGACCAGCCUGAGAGGAAGCGGCCUGCUCUUGCUAGUGUAAUUGUAGAGGCUCUCAAAUUAGACAGUUUGCAGAAGCUUUGCUCAUCUUUGGAACCUAUCCUUCGCCGAGUUGUUAGCGAGGAAGUGGAACGUGCUUUGGCAAAAAUUGGCCCUGCUAGCCUUACUGGAAGUUCUAGGUCUUCUCCUAAACGAAUUGAAGGCCCAGAUGGACGGAACUUGCAGUUGCAUUUUAGGUCCAGGUUGUCUCUCCCCUUAUUCACCGGUGGAAGAGUGGAAGGAGAACAGGGUGCUGCAAUCCAUGUCGUAUUGAUUGAUGCAAACAGUCGGCAUAUGGUAACAUUUGGACCUGAAGCUUCGACGAAGCUUGAUGUUUGUGUGCUUGAGGGUGACUUUAACAAUGAAGAUUACGAAGAUUGGGCCCUGGAAGAAUUUGAAAGUCAUGUCGUAAAAGAGCGUGAAGGGAAGAGGCCUUUACUGACUGGAGACUUGCAGGUUACUCUCAAGGAGGGGGUGGGGACAUUGGGUGAACUAAUUUUUACAGAUAACUCGAGUUGGAUAAGGAGUAGGAAAUUCAGGCUUGGUUUAAAGGUUGCCCCUGAUUACUGUGAGGGUAUACGCAUACGCGAGGCAAAGACAGAACCUUUCACUGUCAAAGACCACAGGGGCGAAUUAUACAAGAAGCAUUAUCCGCCUGCUUUGAAUGAUGAGGUGUGGAGAUUGGAGAAGAUCGGUAAGGAUGGGGCAUUCCAUAAGAAGCUAAAUGCUGCUAAAAUAAUCACGGUAGAAGACUUUCUUAGAUGCUUGGUCAGGGACUCUGCGAAAUUACGGAGUAUUCUUGGAAGCGGGAUGUCAAACAAGAUGUGGGAUGCUCUAGUCGAGCAUGCUAAGACGUGUGUCCUCAGUGGAAAGCUUUAUAUAUACUACUCGGAGGAUUCGAGGAAUAUCGGUGUUGUUUUCAAUUACAUCUAUGAAUUAAGCGGCCUUAUUUCUGGGGAUCAAUACUUUUCGACUGAUUCACUAUCUGAUAGCCAAAAGGUAUAUGUUGAUGGGCUGAUGAAGAAAGCAUAUGAAAAUUGGAACCAAGUCAUUGAGUAUGAUGGCAAAUCUCUUAUGAAUUUCAAGCAGCCUAAGAACUCUGUAAUCUCUCAAACAGAUCUCGAAGUGGCUCCUGCAAAUUAUUCUACUGCAAUUGACAACCCAAUGCAGCUCCUGGGGCUUCCAUCCUCAUUGUCGGCUAAUCAAUCUUCAGUUCAUUCAGAAAUAGCAAUCAAAGGGUUUCAUCAAAGUCCGCCCUCUACGUACUCAACCCAGCACCAGCUUCUCAACUCCAAUCCGCAGGCACAGUUUGAGGCCGGUCUGUGUACACCACAGCAGGACCAGUUCAUGGGCAAUCUACACCAAACACAAAGCACUAAUGCCGGCAGGCUGGCUCUUGGCCCUCCGGGCGGGUACCAAUACCAAAACUCGAGCUCUUCUGCUCAGCCAGCAAGUCUUCCCACGUACGAAAACUGGUCAAACCACCGGGAGAAAGGGCCCGAAGAAUUCUUCUCGGAGGAAGAGAUAAGGUUGAGAAGCAAUGAGAUGCUAGAGAAUGAGGACAUGCAACAGUUGCUACGGCUGUUCAGCAUGGGAGGAGGAGGGCAUGCGGGAGAAGAUGGGUAUGGUUUCCCGUCAUUCAUGCAGACGCCACAGAUGAUGCAGAGCUAUGAGGAGGAGGAACGUGGAAGAUCGGGCAAAGCUGUGGUCGGAUGGCUUAAGAUAAAAGCUGCUAUGAGAUGGGGUUUCUUCAUCAGGAGGAAGGCUGCCGAGAGGCGAGCUCAGAUCGUCGAGCUUGAUGAAGAUGAAGACGACGAAGAAUAAUCGAAAAAGUUGCAAGUCGGGUUUCUCUCAAUCCAUCAAACAGAAGACCAUGGCAGAAUCUAGCGCAGGAUGCGGCCAUGGCAGCUGGUCUCUGCAUUCUUCAUAGCUCAGAUCACGUCUCAUGUAUCUAUGUAUGGUUCUCGUAUAUAUGUAUGUAUAUAUAUACAUAUAUAUUCCGGCAGGUCUAAUUGGUGUGGAUCGAUGACUCUGGGAUUGGGUCCUGUUUUUUUGUUGACUCAGUAGGCCGAAACCAUCCCUUACAGAUGUAUGCCUUCAAGCAGCAACAGCGGUUAGGUAAUACGACUCGGAACGAGCUAACUCGGUGUUUUUAUACUUAUCAUGUUCUGUCAUUAUGUUACUUGUUUCGCUUUCAUUUAUUUAUUUUAUAUGUUAUAACUAUUUUUUUUUUCAAUGUAUCGAACGUGGUGUGAAGUUAAUUUGACAUUUGGUUGUU
This is a messenger RNA of Tarenaya hassleriana, 2652 nucleotides long. RefSeq names its product calmodulin-binding protein 60 B-like. Gene Ontology annotation, molecular function: calmodulin binding; DNA-binding transcription factor activity; sequence-specific DNA binding. The transcript has 9 exons. The coding region runs from base 300 to 2198 and encodes 632 amino acids. Gene Ontology annotation, biological process: regulation of salicylic acid biosynthetic process. Gene Ontology annotation, cellular component: nucleus. The record is from RefSeq and is a predicted model, not a curated record. NCBI's taxonomy places the organism in Eukaryota, Viridiplantae, Streptophyta, Magnoliopsida, Brassicales, Cleomaceae.